Ananas comosus (pineapple) is the source of this 2406-nucleotide messenger RNA. RefSeq lists its product as uncharacterized. The record is from RefSeq and is a predicted model, not a curated record. The coding region runs from base 118 to 2115 and encodes 665 amino acids. The transcript has 18 exons. NCBI's taxonomy places the organism in Eukaryota, Viridiplantae, Streptophyta, Magnoliopsida, Poales, Bromeliaceae.
UUUUUUUUUUAUUUUUUUUUAUUUUUUAAAGCUUCGUCCCUUCUCGUUCCCCCCAUCGUCUCCUCCGCGAUCGUCCUCCUCCUCUAAUUACGAUUUCUAGGGCUUCUGUGGGGAGCAAUGUCGUGGUGGAGGAGCGCCGUGAGGAAGGCCGUGGAGGUCGGGGGCAAGAACCACCUCUCCCGCAGCGUCAAAAACUAUGCGGACUCCGUCGUCCACCACGCCGGCCAAGCCGUCGCCGGCGGCGCCAAGGCCUUCCACGACAGAAUCGGUGUUCGGAGUUUCAGAAGCUUCGAGCAAACUGCGAAAAGGUUGGAACAAAUUGCGGUGUCUUGCCACGGGGUCGAGAGAGUGCAGCUGUUACGGCGGUGGCUGCUCGCCUUAAAACAAGUCGAGAGGGCGUCUGAAGCUCCGGCGGACGAUAAAAUUCUCAAGAAACAGCGAUCGUCUGACGAGCUGAAUACUUCAUCUAAGAGUUACUCGUUGGAUUUAUUUUUUGAUUCUGACAUUGGAGCUGAGCCAAUGAACUUCCGUGAUGUUUUCUUACAUAGCCAUGCGCUUGAAGGUAUUACAUUGUCCACGAUUCUGGAAGCUCCAAAUGAUGAAGAAGUUUCGCUGCUCUUGGAGAUUUUUGGACUGUGUCUUACAGGAGGGAAAGAAGUCCAAAAUGCGGUUAUGAGUAGCAUACAGGAUUUGGCCAAAGCAUUUUCCAAUUACCAGGAUGAAGUCUUGGUGAAGCGUGAGGAGCUUCUUCAGUUUGCUCAAAGUGCUAUUUCUGGACUGAAACUGAAUGCUGAUCUAGCAAGGUUAGAUUCUGAAGCAGAAAAACUGCAGAAAAAGAUUUAUAGCAUGGAGGCGCUGCGAGUUCCUUCUAAUGAAGAUCACUAUGAAGCUUCUGAAAAUACUAAUAUUCCGACUGAAGAGGUGCUUAAAGAAGCACUUGCCGAAGUUCGUCUAUGCGCUAGGAUGGAAGCUCUUAUAUUGAAGAAGAAAUCCAUAAAUAGAGGGGACUCUUUAGAAAUCCAUUCUCAAAAGGUUGAUAAGUUGAAGGUCCUAGCAGAAUCUCUCACCAAUUCUGCCUCAAAGGCAGAAAAACGUAUUUUGGAUCAAAGGCAUCAGAAGGAAGAGGCUCUCAAUUUCCACAUAAUCAAAUCGAAGGAAGUUAACGGGCUUGAAAAGGAAUUGGUUGAUGAGAUUGCUGGACUAGAGAAGCAAAAGGAUCAACUCGAGGCAGAACUAAAGAAGAUCAAUAUUUCUUUGACUGCGGCUGUUAGGAGGCUUAAGAAAACCAGAGAGGAGAGGGACAAAUUUGAUGAAGCAAGCAACAAGAUUUUAUUACAUCUGAAAGCAAAGGAGGAUGAUCUUUCAAGAUCUGUUGCUUUAUGCAAAGUAGAAUCUGAAGUUAUCCAUGCAUGGAUCAACUUUUUGGAGGACACAUGGCAGCUCCAGUCCUCAUUUACGGAAGCGAAGGAGAAGAAGACGAAUGACGAGUUGGAGAAAUGUGGAGACUGUUUUAUAAAGUCGAUUAAGCAUCAUCUCUCUGCUUGCAAGGAAGUGCUGAAUCCUUCCGUUGACCGAGUGAGGACGUGUGCGGACAGUUUAAAAAUAUUCAGCGAUAGAUCAGAAAUGGCACAGGAUGAAAAUAAUAAACGAAAAUCCCUUGAAAAAGAGUAUUUGGCAGCUGAAAAAGAGAUCGUAACUGUCUUUAGUAUAGUAGAUGAAAUGAAGGAGCUACAUUUUGCCACACAAGGAAAUAUAAUUAGGAGAGAUGAUCCUGAGGUCAACGAGUUAUUUGCCGCCAUUAAUAAAAUACGAGCAGAAUUCGAAUCUAUUGAAAGGCCAACACUUGAGACUGAGAUACCUAAAGAAAAGGGAGUUUCCAAAGAGGAAUCACAAAAAGGUCCAUCUCAUAAUGUUAGUGUCUCGAAUUCGCCAAGGUCUGAACGAAUUGAAUCUCCCAAGUCAUCUCCAAAGACAAUGGAACAGGAUUCGGACCCUGAGUCAGAAAUAACAAGAUUAGAGAGGGAAUUUGGACAAGUAAGCAAAGGCUACCUAGCCGAAGAGGUCAGUGAGUGGGAGUUUGAUGUGCUCGAAGAGGAUCUAAGGUCUGCUAUCUAAGAUUCAAAAUAAACAGGUGUGGUCCGCACUGUUGUGUACAUUUUUCACCUCAGAUGGUUUGCGUUGAUCAAUACAAACAAUGAUGAACAGUGGGAAUGGGGAAAUCUGAAAUUGCAGUAUGAUGUAUAUUAUUUUCUCUUCUUCUUUUCCUGGUAUUUCUUUUUUGUAUAUGAUCACAAGUGAUACGUUGCCAUAUGGUGAUGUAUCAACUGUUCAAUUUGUUGAACUCUGUAUAAUAAAGAUAUGUGUAAAUAUGAAAUAGCAGUUGCUCAGGUGACUUAUUAGUUAGUA